This is a messenger RNA of Maudiozyma barnettii, 753 nucleotides long. RefSeq lists its product as uncharacterized. Bases 1 to 753 code for a protein of 250 amino acids. The transcript has a single exon. Lineage: Eukaryota; Fungi; Ascomycota; Saccharomycetes; Saccharomycetales; Saccharomycetaceae. The record is from RefSeq and is a predicted model, not a curated record.
AUGAUUGAUAACCGUAGCGAAGAAAUGCAACAACUGACCAUGGCAGAGACUGUGAAACAAUUAACGAGUGCAUUGACGCAGCCCUUCUUGGAGAUAGUGGAUGAGAUUACAGAGGACUUUAUGUACCCUCGUGGGUUGACGACGUCUCCUGCUAAAUUAAUGUUAAAUGAAGAAAGUUUGCUGCCAGAACACGUUGUGAAGGACGAUACUUAUAAGUUUGGUCAUCCGAUCAUAUUUGAACUUAUUGCAUUACGUAUUAAGAUUACUAAAUUACGGGCAUUAGAUGUGAAGGAGUUUACAACGGUAGACAAUGGCUUUGUAGGGUCAAAUGCACAAAAGAGGUUAGUUGACAUAGAAUUAAUAAUGUACCAUAUCCAUAAGAAAUUGAACCAUGAUAGGCUGGUGCUGUCGAGGUUCCGUAUUUACAAUGGUAUCCUUGUAGCAAGCGAACCUCAAUUCGAAAGUGUAUUUGAAAUGUUUGGCACUUUGGAUGUAUUAGUAGGCUAUCUAACAAAGAGUUCUCAAGUGAAAGGAUCUGUUACAGAACAGGUCCUUGAAUUUUGUGAUAAUGCUGGCCAAUUAUACAAGGAUACUUUAUUAUCAUCGAGUGGUUACAAAGAUUACUGUGAAUUUCAACAAGAACAAAAUGUUGGUAAAUCAUUAGCAAAAUUAUCAAUAGAAGAUCAAGCGUUGUAUACCUUCUUGAACGAUAGAAAGGCUUUGCUACAUAUAACCAAUAGGAAAAUCUUUUAA